AUGAUAGGCAUUAGUUGGAACUGUCGAGGGCUGGGCAACCCUCGAACAGUUCUAGCUCUAUGUGAGAUCAACAAAUCUCGCAAGCCUGAUUUUAUUUUUCUUAUUGAAACUCUCGUACAUUCAGCACAAGUUGAGAAGUUGAAGUGUAAGCUGGGUUUUGAAGGUGCUUUAUGUGUUGAUCGUGUGGGGCGUGGAGGGGGUUUAGCUUUUCUUUGGAGGAAGGCAGGGAUGUUUUCUUUGUUGAGUUACUCUCAAUCACAUAUAGAUAUGGAAGUCUCAGAGGAGGAUGGUCUUCGGUGGAGAGUUACUGGUUUCUAUGGUUUCCCGGAUAGAAGCCAACGACAUUUGUCUUGGAAUCUUCUUCGGUCUCUCUAUUCUGCUUCCUCUCUUCCAUGGUGCUGUUUGGGUGACUUCAAUGAUAUUGUCUGUAAUGAAGAAAAAAAAGGCAGUGUCCCACAUCCUCCAUGGUUAAUUAGAGGUUUUUGUGAAGCUCUUUCAGACUGUCAACUUCAAGAUCUUCCUCUCAAGGGGUAUCCUUUCACUUGGGAAAGAGGUCGUGGGUCAAGUCACUGGGUUGAGGAGCGUCUUGAUCGGGCUUUAGUAAAUGUAUCUUGGCUUAAUCUUUUUUCUAAUGCAAAGCUAAAUAAUUUAGUAGCUCCUGUCUCUGAUCACUCCCCAAUUGAGUUGAAUACGGUGGACAAGUUUUAUUGUGUUUAUAAACACAGGUUUCGGUUUGAGAAUGGAUGGCUCAAGGAGGAUGGACUGGAUUUUGUAGUGUCAAAUGCAUGGAGAUCUCCUCAUGCUGAGAGCCUGAUAGACAAAAUUCAUACUUGCUCUUUUGCUUUAAAAGAGUGGGGCCGGGAACAUGCUUUCAAGUUUAAGAAUAAAAUAUCCCAUUACAAAAGGUGUAUUGAGCAAUAUAGGGACAAGGAUGGGCCUACGAACAGUCAAGUUUUAAAAGCUUAUAAAACUGCUUUAUCUAAUGUUCUUAUGCAAGAAGAGUUUUUCUGGAAACAGAGGGCAAAAAGUCAUUGGUUGCAGGGGGGAGACAUGAAUACAUGUUAUUUUCAUGCAGUAGCUAGUGCAAGGAAGAGAGCCAAUAAAAUUAAUAAAUUGCAGGAUGACAUGGGGACCUGGUGGGAGGAUCAACCUAAUCUGUGCCGGGUGGCCUUAUCAUAUUUUAAAACUCUUUUUGCUAUGGAAAGAAAUGUUUCUCUACCGGAUUUAAGCUAUGUGGACAGUAGGGUAACUACGGCUCAUAAUGCAAACUUGCUAUCUUCUUUUUCUUUUGAAGAAUUCUCAAUUGCAGUUCAACAAAUGCAUCCUGACAAGUCACCAGGACCGGAUGGUUUCAAUCCUGCUUUCUUUCAGCAUUUUUGGCCUCUUAUUGGCAAGGAUAUUUUUCAUGCUUGCUCUUCUUGGUUAAACAACAAUGAGUUUCCAGCUUCGUUAAAUGAGACUAUCAUUGUUUUGAUUCCAAAAAAUGAUAAUCCUGUCUCAAUGAGGGAUCUUCGGCCUAUUGCUCUCUGUAAUGUCCUUUACAAAAUUAUAGCAAAGGUACUGGCCAAUCGGUUGAAAGUUUUCCUUCCUGUUUUAAUUGAUGAAUCUCAAUCAGCUUUUGUUCCUGGUAGGGCUAUCACAGACAAUGUGGUAGUUGCCUUUGAGCUUAUUCAUUACAUGAAAAGAAAAACUCAUGGCAAGGUUGGGGAUGUGGCUCUCAAAAUUGACAUCAGCAAGGCUUAUGAUAGAAUACGUUGGGACUAUCUCAAAGCUAUCAUGUUGAGAAUGGGCUUUGAUUCCAAGUGGGUGGAGUGGAUAAUGUUGUGUGUCUCUACUGUUUCCUAUUCUGUCUCUGUGAAUGGUGAGCUGGUUGGGCCAUUUUCUCCUGGGCGCGGGCUAAGACAAGGAGACCCUCUGUCGCCAUAUUUAUUUAUUAUUUGUGCAGAAGGUUUGUCUUCCCUCAUUAAGCAGGCAGAGAGGCGGGGUGCUAUUCAUGGUUGUAGGAUUUGUAGAAGUGCUCCUAGGAUCUCACAUCUUUUAUUUGCCGAUGAUAGUUUCUUUUUCUUUAGAGCUGAUGCAAUAGAGAGUUCAACCAUGCACACUAUUUUUGCUAAGUAUGAAUCUGAUUCGGGGCAAGCUAUUAAUUUUCAAAAAUCAGGUAUCUUUUUUAGUAGAAAUGUCUCAUCUUUGGAUAGAGAUUUUAUCUCUAAUAUUCUUGGUGUUUCCACACCUUUUAACACUGGAAGAUAUCUUGGGCUUCCCUCUUUGAUUGGCAAAAGUAAAAAAGCUGUGUUUGGUUUUCUCCGUGAUAGAUUGUGGCGGCGUUUACAAGGAUGGCAGAGUAAGUUGCUCUCUCAGGCAGGUGGUCUGGGUUUUCGUAAUCUCCGUGAUUUCAACCUAGCCAUGCUAGGCAAACAAGGGUGGAACUUGAUCACUAAACCAGACUCUCUUAUUGCUAGACUCCUCAAAGCUAGAUAUUACCGUUCUGAAGAUUUUCUUUCAGCCCGUCUGGGCCAUAAUCCAAGUUUUACUUGGAAAGGGAUAUGGAGUUCUCGAGCCAUUCUCUUAAAGGGUAGUAGGUGGAGAAUUGGAGAUGGCUGUAGUAUUGAUGUGUGGCACAACCCUUGGCUUAGGGAUGCGGAAAACUUUAAAGUUGAAACUCCUAUUAUUCAUGACUUAGCUCACUUAAAAGUUCAUGAUCUCUGGAUCCACGGCUGUAAGGAGUGGGAUGUGGAAUUACUUGGGGAGAUAUUCUCACCUAGGGAUGCUCAAGCCAUUGCUAGAAUUCCUUUGAGCUUGAAGUCUCCACCUGAUUCGCUCAUUUGGCAUUGGGACAAUCAUGGAAACUACACGGUGAAAUCAGGGUAUCGUAUAGUGAGAUGGCUUUCCUUGCAUGGUAAUUUGCCUUCACGGCCUGUAGCAUGGAAUAUGCUAUGGGAUUUGUCUAUCCCACCAAAGAUAAAAUUAUGUCUAUGGCGUGCUUGCAAAGGAUGUCUACCUACCAGGUCUGCUCUAUGUGCACGAGGUAUGCCUGUGACUGAUACAUGUGUACUCUGUGGAGGACAUGAAGAGGAUUUAAUGCAUAUUUUUCUCUCCUGUCCGUUUGCUCUUUCAUGUUGGUCACAAGUUGACUUGAUUCCCUCAGUUAAUGGUGUCUCUUCUUUUCUUGACUGGUUUUUCAUGUUCCUCACUAAUGUUGAUAAAGAAGUGGUGGGGCGUGUUGGGUCUAUCAUUUGGGGUAUAUGGAGGCAGAGAAACUCAUUGUUAUGGAAUAAUAGUGCCUCAUCUCCUACUCAAACAGUCUCUGCUAGCUUAUCGUUCCUAAAAGACUGGUUAGAUGCAAGAUUGGGUUCUGAUCAAAAGUUUUCUAAUGGAAAUGCCAACACUCAAGUCAAAUGGAGUAAACCUUCCCCGGGAAUGUUGAAAUGUAAUGUGGAUGCAGCGAUUUUCUCAGAACAUCAAACCAUCGGGCUGGGUGUGAUUCUACGAAAUGAAUUCGGCUCUGUUGUUGGUUGCUACUCUAAGGUUGUUAAUGGUGUGAGUUCUCCUAUGGAGGCUGAAGCUUCGGGGUUACGUGAAGCUACAAGAUGGCUAUUGGAGCUGCGUGUUUCAAAUGUUAUAGUAGAAGUGGACGCUAAAGGUGUUUAUGAUGCAUUUUACUCUAAAGCUCUUGAUAGGUCUGAAUUUGGCAUGCUUAUUCAAGACUGUAGAUCUCUAUUUUUAGAUCAAAGUUUUACUCUAUGUCAUGUGAAAAGGCAAGCUAAUGCUGCUGCUGAUGCUCUUGCAAAAGCAGCAAGCUCUUUUGCUAGUCCAAGUUUUUGGCGGGAUGCUCCACCUCUAUUAGGAGCUAUCUUAGCCUCUGAUGUUUCUAUUUCUUCUCAUUAA
Molecule: messenger RNA, 3885 nt
Organism: Vitis riparia (riverbank grape)
Lineage: Eukaryota; Viridiplantae; Streptophyta; Magnoliopsida; Vitales; Vitaceae
Exons: 2
Coding region: 1-3885 (1294 amino acids)
Molecular function (GO): RNA-DNA hybrid ribonuclease activity; nucleic acid binding
Source: RefSeq, a predicted model, not a curated record